GCUCAGGGACCAAUGUAAAAUUAUCCUAAAAGUAAUGGGUAGAGAAGAGGGACCAAGGGGUGGCUCCAUUUGCAUUUGCAUUAGUAGGAACAAAGCAUUAGAUUCUGGUUCCUUAUUUUCUCCCUUUAAUCAAACCUUUGCCUAUAACUCUCUUUGCAAAUACCAUUUUCUCUCUCUUUCUCACACAUCUUUCAGGUGUGGAAAGAAAAGUACAAGUGCCGUACAAAUGGAGGUCAUGCUUACCAACACUCUGCUAACGUGCGCUCUACCCACACUUUUAGCCUCCACCCAGGAUGUUGCUGUGCCGCUGGUGGCAAUUGAGACCAAAGUCAAGGGAGAUCAAAGUAGAAAUGAUGGGCACAAAGUAGUUGAUGCUGCUGAGGAAGGUGGAGAUGGAGACAACAAUGUUGAGAAUGGGGAUGGUGAAUUUGAGGAUGGUGAAGAUGAUCAAUUUUCUGAUGAAGGGAUUCAUGAAAACAAUCCCAACAAAACCAAUGGCAAUGCCAAGAAGAGCAAUGAUGAAGAAGGUGAAGAAAAUGGAGAUGCAGAAGAUGAAGAAGGUGAUGGUGAAGGUCAUGAUGAUGACGACAACAAUGAUGACGACGAUGAUAAUGAUAAUGAUGACGACGACGACGACGAUGGAGAAGGACCAGACGAAGAAGAAGUUGUAGAGGAGGAGCCAGAAGAUGAUGAAGAAGAGGAUGAAGAAGAAGAGACAAUCCAGCCCCCAAAGAAAAGGAAGAAGUGAUCGAAGUUUUGUGAUCACUUUGAAGCAUCUGAGUUUAGUUUUAACUUGAGAGGGAGAGUUACUUAAUAUGCUUUUCUAUUACCUUUCAUUUGAUGUUUUAGAGAACUUUGAAGCUUUUAAUCCCUCAAGGUAACUUGUUUUCCAGAGUACAUAUCUUAAUCUGUCUUUCUUUACUUUAGAAGUCCAUUGUCACUUCGGCUCUUGGUAA
Messenger RNA from Nicotiana tabacum (common tobacco), 956 nucleotides. The record is from RefSeq and is a predicted model, not a curated record. NCBI's taxonomy places the organism in Eukaryota, Viridiplantae, Streptophyta, Magnoliopsida, Solanales, Solanaceae.